AUGUCGCUCUCGCUCAUGCGCUGGGCAAGCUUGUUCAUGCUGGGCAUGCAAGCCUCUGCCAUUUCUCAAAUUUCUACUGUUGGAGCCAAGUUUUUUAACUCUUCCGGACAUCAAUUCUAUAUCAAGGGAAUCGCCUAUCAACUCACCGACGAUGACCCUCUCGUUAACACCGCUCAAUGCAAAUUGGACGCUGCUUUGAUGAAGGAAUUGGGCGCCAACACAAUCCGAGUUUACCACGUUGAUCCAAAUGGUGAUCAUGACGGUUGUAUGUCUGCUUUUGAGGACGCUGGCAUCUAUCUGUUUGUUGAUUUGGAGACCUUCAACACGUCUAUUGAUCAGUCCGCCCCCAAAUGGAACAGCACAAUGUUAUCCGCCUAUGAAAAGGUGCUGGACGCCUUUCACAACUACGACAACCUAGCCGGUGUCCUCAUUGGAAACGAAGUCCUGACUCGCACAAACGGCUCCUGGGCCGCUCCUUACGUAAAAGCCGCCGCGCGCGAUGUCAAAGCCUACCGCGAUUCCAAGGGUUACCGUAAGAUCCCCGUUGGAUACGCCGCCGCUGAUAUCGCCGAUCUGCGUCCUAUGUUGCAAGACUACCUGGCCUGCUCGACCAAUUCAUCUGAAAACGUGGAUUUCUUCUCGUUGAAUGCUUAUGAAUGGUGUGGUGACAACACUUUUACCGGAUCAGGAUACUCUGAACUUCAGAAGAAUGCUACUGGUUACUCGAUCCCUAUUUUCUUUUCUGAGACUGGUUGCAACACCGUUCCUCCACGUACCUUUGAAGACCAGUCUGCUAUCUUGGGUAACGACAUGUCUGAUACCUGGUCUGGUGCUAUCAUCUAUGAAUGGAUCGAGGAAGCCAACAACUACGGUUUGAUCAGUUACGGACCCAGCGUCGCUGCCACUGCUACCGGUACCAACAUCGUCGGUGGAUUCACCCGUGGAGGUACACCUACCCCUAUUUCUCCAGAUUUCUCCAACUUGAAAUCCGUCUGGGCUACCUUGAACCCAACCGGUGUUGCACUAUCGGAUUAUACCGCAUCCGCAUCAAAGAUUACCCCCUUGGCCUGCCCUGCCGAGACAUCUGGUGUUUGGGAUGUUAACCCAACCUCACCUCUCCCAACCCUUGGCCAGGUCGCCGAUGCUACUGGCACAGGCUCUAGCGGCGGUGGCGGCAGCAGCAGCACUGGCAGCACUUCUUCCGGUACUGGUUCUAGCGGAUCUGCGGCUGCUACCUCUUCCAAGGGUGCUGCGGCUGGUGGUAUUGUGGCCCCUGGAUCUGCCGGUAUGACUGGUGCUGCUGUUAUUUAUGGUGUGCUGGUUGGAUUUACUGGAUUUAUGGCCUGGUGGUUGUAAUCGUUGUAAUUGGAUGAAGAUGGCAGGACCGCUUUUCUUUGACUUGUAUCUAUACAUAGAUGGUCUGGGGUAGG
Talaromyces stipitatus ATCC 10500 is the source of this 1430-nucleotide messenger RNA. Its product is annotated as 1,3-beta-glucanosyltransferase, putative. Gene Ontology annotation, biological process: fungal-type cell wall (1->3)-beta-D-glucan biosynthetic process. The transcript has 3 exons. NCBI's taxonomy places the organism in Eukaryota, Fungi, Ascomycota, Eurotiomycetes, Eurotiales, Trichocomaceae. Gene Ontology annotation, molecular function: 1,3-beta-glucanosyltransferase activity. The record is from RefSeq and is a predicted model, not a curated record. Gene Ontology annotation, cellular component: fungal-type cell wall; cytoplasm. Bases 1 to 1356 code for a protein of 451 amino acids.